Messenger RNA from Physella acuta, 981 nucleotides. RefSeq lists its product as uncharacterized. NCBI's taxonomy places the organism in Eukaryota, Metazoa, Mollusca, Gastropoda, Physidae. The record is from RefSeq and is a predicted model, not a curated record.
AUGCAUCGUGCCUAUGACGCAACUAAACUGUACCUGCACCGUGCCUAUGACGCAACUAAACUGUACCUGCACCGUGCCUAUGACGCAACUAAACUGUACCUGCACCGUGCCUAUGACGCAACUAAACUGUACCUGCAUCGUGCCUAUGACGCAACUAAACUGUACCUGCACCGUGCCUAUGACGCAACUAAACUGUACCUGCACCGUGCCUAUGACGCAACUAAACUGUACCUGCACCGUGCUUAUGACGCAACUAAACUGUACCUGCACCGUGCCUAUGACGCAACUAAACUGUACCUGCACCGUGCUUAUGACACAACUAAACUGUACCUGCACUGUGUCUAUGACGCAACUAAACUAUACCUGCACCGUGCUUAUGACACAACUAAACUGUACCUGCACCGUGCCUAUGACGCAACUAAACUGUACCUGCACCGUGCUUAUGACACAACUAAACUGUACCUGCACCGUGCUUAUGACACAACUAAACUGUACCUGCACCGUGCCUAUGACGCAACUAAACUGUACCUGCACCGUGCCUAUGACGCAACUAAACUGUACCUGCACCGUGCCUAUGACGCAACUAAACUGUACCUGCACCGUGCCUAUGACGCAACUAAACUGUACCUGCACCGUGCCUAUGACGCAACUAAACUGUACCUGCACCGUGCCUAUGACGCAACUAAACUGUACCUGCACCGUGCCUAUGACGCAACUAAACUGUACCUGCACCGUGCCUAUGACGCAACUAAACUGUACCUGCACCGUGCCUAUGACGCAACUAAACUGUACCUGCACCGUGUCUAUGACGCAACUAAACUGUACCUGCACCGUGUAUAUGACGCAACUAAACUGUACCUGCACCGUGUCUAUGACGCAACUAAACUGUACCUGCACCGUGCCUAUGACGCAACUAAACUGUACCUGCAUCGUGUGCAUAAGAUAUGGGUUGCUAUGGGACGUCCAGAGACUCAAGCCUAG